Molecule: messenger RNA, 1866 nt
Organism: Pichia kudriavzevii
Lineage: Eukaryota; Fungi; Ascomycota; Pichiomycetes; Pichiales; Pichiaceae
Exons: 1
Coding region: 1-1866 (621 amino acids)
Cellular component (GO): early endosome membrane
Molecular function (GO): metal ion binding
Source: RefSeq, a predicted model, not a curated record
AUGAUCAAACCCGUGCAGCCCAAUCCAGAGGUAUCGCCGCCCACAAAUAACAGCAUCUUAUCUCCCAAAGUGGAGGUCGAUUCGAAACUUAGCUUGAAUGAUCCAGAUAACAAUUUAAACACUUCCUCUAGCUCAAGAAAAUCAACAUCUUCCAGCGAGUGUACCUCUAGAAAAUGCCCCAAACAGCCAUUGACACCUUCUUCUGCAUUAUAUGAGGGGGAUGAUGAUGUCAAGUCUCUAGUUUAUAGUGAUAAGGAUAGCACCAACAUACACAAUACUCCACCUAGAGAAAACACCACAACUGACUCGCUUUCAAAGGACAACAGUGGUACCAUCAUUGACAAUGUGUCAUCCACUCCUAAUUCUGAGAAAGUAAUCAAUUCAAGAAGGUUUUCUUUCAAUAAAAGGCCCGUCAGUUUCUCCUCUAAAUUACAAAGAAAGUCCUCUCAGAUAUCCUUUAUAAACAACUAUCCCCCUCAGAGGUGCGAUUCAAUUAAGAGAGAUAUAGACCACUCUAAAUUCUAUUCAAAGUUCAAGGGCAUAAUGAAAGACAAGGACGAAUUACCUGAUUCUGCAAUUAACGACCUUUCCUUUGAGUACAACUACGAUGAAAAGAUUAGGGCACCUAGGAUGUCCGUGGUUUCCUUCAUUUCCAAAGCUUCAAGUAUAAACAGUCAGCAACAAAACCAUUUUAAUGCUACGAGACAAACAUCAGCACCUGUGUUGUUGAAAACUCGUACAUCAUCUUCAAAUCAUACACUUGAAAGUCUGUCAGAGGAGGCGUCCUACCAGCCUGCUUCAUUUGAUUUGACAAAACAGUUGCGUCAUUUGUCUAUUGGCGAAGAUGCUGAAAAAGUACGUGACGAAAUAAAUACCCCAUUUAGUGAUGCUUAUACAUAUAACAUCACUAAAACAAAAUCACGCAUAUCUAACUCAUCUUCAAACGUUUCACCGACAAAGGAAAAAGCAAGUUUCCUCAGUCAUGAAGAAAAACCUCCAAAACAAAUUGAAGCUCCGACAAGACUUGCAAAAGACUAUAUUCCCCCUGUUUUGAGGCCUAUACCCACCACCUCACUUGUUCAGAUAGAUUUAGCGGAGCAAAAUGACUCGACUAAAGCGAAGAGUAUUGACCAUGUAGAAACCACACCAAUAAUGCUUAACUCCAAUGUGGAGCUAAACACCCCUCCAUCAUCUUCAUCGACUUUGGAUAGUGGUACCAAAUGUGGGCCCAAAAAAGGUAAAGUGCAUUAUCAGCUUUUCACACAGCUUUCCAACCGAGAAUUGCCAAAAACACCAGUUUUGAAGACCACUCUUGGGGAGAAUCCUAGUAUAUCGGAGGCGCUACUUACGGCUUCGGUGACCAAUUCAUCUUUUUAUUUACCUAAAAAGACUCCAUCAAACUUGGAGCCUUCACAUUCACACUGGAAACCAAACUGUGCUGUUAGUGCCUGUGAAAGUUGCGGCAGCUCUUUCAAUUUAUUUCAUCGAAAGCACCACUGUCGCCAUUGUGGAGGGAUAUUUUGCUCUAACUGUUUGGGACAAUUUGCUAAUUUGAACUUGCUAGGUAAUUUUGAGAAACCUGAGUUGCUUGUGCGUUCUGCUUUGUUAUCCCCCAUACAAUCAACGGAAACUUGUGCUACAUUUGGCUCAAAUAAAACCUUCUCACAACGAGAAUCAUCCCAAAGGUACUCUGCGUUUUGCAAAGUAUGCCCCGAAUGUUCAAAGCUUUGGAUACAAUUUUUAGCCUCAGAUGAAGAUUAUGAAGGAAAAAUUCUUCUUGAGCAUGGUGGAUCCACUGCUUCUGCAAACUUAAGAAAAGAAAGCUUGAAUGCUGUUCCAUCCGAUUGGAAUUGGAGUUCGUUUUGA